Molecule: messenger RNA, 1003 nt
Organism: Linderina pennispora
Lineage: Eukaryota; Fungi; Kickxellomycota; Kickxellomycetes; Kickxellales; Kickxellaceae
Exons: 1
Coding region: 406-762 (118 amino acids)
Source: RefSeq, a predicted model, not a curated record
CCGACCUCGCACUGCCCGUCAAACCCGUCAUCAGUGUCGCAGCAUAAGGCACCUGCAUCCUCGUCGUCGUCGUCGUCGUCGUCGUCGUCAUCGUCAUCGCUAACAUUAAACACGGCGGCUGGCACGGUUCUCUACACGGGUGAUUUUCAGUGCAAGUGCGGCCCACAGGAGCAGGACAUUUUUAGAACAAUAGGCGUGAUGAUGUGUAAGAAUAGAGUCGUGCAUUUCCACAGUGAUCUCUUGUCCGCACACUACACGCGUGGUGUAGCGCUGACGCAUGCCCGCAUGUCAAGCCAGGCAGGACAGCCGAGGGUGUCAACAAGACAGACAAUGUGGGAAUUCAGCUGGCUAUGGACAAGGCAGCCAGCAGCCUUUGUUUUUGAUCGGCUUGCAACAUAAGUGUAUAUGGCCGUUGGCGUAAAUCCUGAUAUGCAGGCUCGAUUUGCGCAGCACCGCAGAAAAAUCAUCGUGAAAAGCGCAGCCGCAUGCGCGGAAAAGGGGACAGGCGAUGGUUGGCCAAGCAGACACGCGCAGCGAGCAAUCCAGGGCAUCACCCUGACGACAUCCCGAUUUCAGCAGUACAUUGCGCACGUAGCAACAAUGCGGCGCAUGCAUUGCGCGUUUUCGUCCAGGAAUCACAGCAGGCAGCACAAAGAACGAGUAGUAGACAAUGACGACAGCAGAGAAGCAGAGGGAAGAAAAACGACUUACCUUGUCCGGUACUCUUGGGUGCGCCGGUUCGCAAUUGCCGGGACCCUCUGAUCCAGCGGGUUUCAGGUCACCAGGCCCGCUCCGCGACAACGCAGGUGAUGCAUGGCUGGACGCCAUCCGGCCAUUAUUAAGCCCGGUAUUGGCAUCAUCUGCCAUGAUGUGGUUUAUAUUGCUGCGCUCACGCGCUCUGCUGUGCACAGACUGGCUAUCCAGCGACGACAUGGACGCGUUCUCCAGCAUGAACUCGAGCACGUCGUGGCAUAGCGGCGACCGGCGGCGGACCUUGCUGUAG